UCAGCGUGAAUAACACGGUAGUACAAGUUGUUACUUGCCAUUAAUACUCAGAAAGAGUACUUUCAUUUAUUUACAUAUAUAAAAAAAGUAUGUUUGUGGCAAUACCUGAGAAAAUACGCUAUCGGUAAUAUCUCUAUUCUGUGGGUUCGAGAGAGCUCGUGAAUGAUAAUCACAUCUUAAAAUCUUUGUUAAGUUUUGGUGGGCAGGAAGAAGAAUCAGGAGACGUGGUUGGUCUCGUAAUUGGUUUUACAACGAGAUUUUCCAAGGCGCUGGUUAUCAUUAAAAACUUUUUAGGGUUAUUAUUUAAGAACAAUGGCAGUUAGAACCCAAGAAGAUUUGGCAACCCUUUCUGAACUGGAUGAAAAAAGUUUACUGGAAUCACUCAGCAACAGAUUUCAACAAAACCAAAUAUAUACAUACAUUGGGGAUAUUCUUGUGGCCAUAAAUCCAUUUAAAUACCUGCACCUGUAUGAAAAACCAGUAUCUGAAAAGUAUAAAUGUCAUGAAAAAGGCGAUCUACCUCCCCAUAUUUUUGCUGUUGCUGACAGAGCUUACCAGUCCAUGCUAGGAAGGUUAGCAACUGGGCCCAGCAAUCAGUGCAUUGUUAUCAGUGGAGAAAGUGGUGCUGGGAAGACGGAGAGCACAAAACUGCUGCUACGACAGAUCAUGGAGCUGUGUAAAGCAAACUCUCAACUUGAACAGCAGAUUCUGCAGGUCAAUCCCCUACUAGAAGCUUUUGGAAAUGCACAAACAGUAAUGAAUGAUAACAGCAGUAGGUUUGGAAAAUAUAUUCAACUCCGAUUCCAGAACGCUUCAGUGAAGGGUGCUAAAAUCAAUGAGUAUCUGCUGGAGAAAUCUCGAGUUGUGCGCCAAGAUGAAGGGGAGAGGAAUUUCCACAUUUUCUACUGCAUGUUGGCUGGGAUAUCUGCUGAAGAUAAGGAGAUGUACGGGCUGCUGAAUCCAGACUUAUACAGAUACAUUAAUGGCAAAUAUGGUUCCCCUGAAAUGGUCAACCAGUGGAGUACCAAGUACAAUGAGGUGUGCAAUGCCAUGGAUAUGGUUGGAUUUGAAGAACAGGAGCAAGUGGACAUGAAGACAAUCCUUGCUGGAAUCCUGUCCCUUGGGAAUAUUAUGUUUGAACCACAGGAAACUGGGAUCCUGAAAGUAACAGAGCAGUCCAAUGGCUGGCUCAAAGCUGCUGCAGGCCAGUUUGGUGUACAGGAGGAGGAGCUAGUGAAAUGUUUAAUUUGUACUACAUCGGUGACUCGAGGUGAAUCCAUUAAGAGGAACCAUAGUCAGCAGCAAGCAGAAGAUGCAAGAGACUCCAUAGCAAAAGUAGCCUACGGUAGAGUGUUCGGUUGGAUUGUCAGCAAAAUUAAUGAACUGCUCGCCCCCAACGUGAACUUGAAUGAAGAACAUCAAGAAAUUGGUAUUUUGGAUAUUUUUGGAUUUGAGAAUUUUACUGUGAACAGAUAUGAACAGCUCUGUAUAAACCUUGCCAAUGAACAACUGCAGUAUUUCUUCAACCAUCACAUCUUUUUGAUGGAACAAAAGGAAUAUAAAGAGGAGGGCAUUACAUGGGAAACAAUUACAUUUAAGGACAACAAACCCAUCUUGGACCUUUUCUUGGCCAAGCCUCUUGGAAUCUUCUCACUGUUGGAUGAGCAAAGUGCAUUUCCUAAAGCAACUGACACUAACUUUGUUGACAAACUCAACAGCAAUUUUAAGGGAAAGCCACACUUUGAAAUUGUUAGGAGUCACAACCCUAUGUUUACUGUUGUACAUUAUGCUGGAAAGGUUCAGUACAACGCCAGUGGGUUCUUGGAGAAGAACAGGGACACAAUCCCAGCUAAUAUCCGAGGGUUAUUCAUCAACAGUGUAACCCCUCUGCUCAGUGUGCUGUUUGCAGCUACAAUAUCCAGAACAGGCACGUUAAUGCCACAACGCAGAGCCAAGCUCUUACAAGCUGUUGAAGACAACUUCAACUCAACCAGAAAACAGUCGGUGGGAGCGCAAUUUAAGCAUUCUUUAGCAGUGCUAAUGGAAAAGAUGUUUGCUGCUAACCCACACUUCAUUCGCUGUAUUAAACCCAAUACAAGCAAACAACCUGAUUUACUGGACAGAAAGGUUGUAAUGGACCAGUUAAGAUAUAAUGGCUUGCUGGAAACUAUUCGCAUCCGCAGAGAUGGAUUUUCAUGGAGACCCUCGUUUGAGGAAUUUGCACAAAGGUACCGGAUUCUUCUGAUUAAGCCUGAUAUUCCAUUGAACAAAGAAAGCUGCAUGUGUAUUCUGAACAACACUGACCUUAAAGACUGGAAAUGUGGAUCCACACGAUUUUUCUUCAAGUACUGGCACCAGGAGCAGUUGGCAAAAUGUAUAGAUAGACUGGGGAGGGCUGCCACAGUUAUUCAGAAGAUGUAUCGAGGGUUCUGUUGCAAAAAGAGGUAUGUAGCACUUGUUGCUGAGAUGAGGCUGAGACGGGAGCAAGAGAUGAGGAAGCUUAAACAAGAACAAGAGGAAGAAGAGAAGAGGAGACAACUGGAAAUUGAGCAGCUGGAAAUGGAGCAGGAGAACCAGGGCCCCCCUACAGCCCCUGUUCCUUUUCCAAGAAAGAGAAAACCUCAGCCGAGGCCCCGCUCUGUACCUGUAGAGACCUUGCAGCCCCACCCUCUGCCCCCUGUGCCACGGCCACGCAGUAAACUCCUGGAGGCCACUCCAUUUGACAAUGAUUUGGAAAAUGGGACUGUCCUGCACAUGAAUGCUCAAGAGAAGGCUGAAGCUAAGCAGCGCUGGAAUAAAAGGUGUAAUACUGUCCGCUGGUUUAGGGAGACCCAGGCCAGGAAAGUGGUCAGAAAUGGUGCUUUUCCAAACUGGUUCCAUGGCAUGAUCACACGCAGACAAGCAGAAGAUUUAAUGACUGAUAAACCCCUUGGCUGUUUCUUGAUUCGAGUUAGCGAGAGUAGAGAAGGUUAUACACUAACAUUCAGGGGUAAGGACCGGUGCCGACACUACAUGAUUGAGAUGCAAACAAAUGGCAAGUAUGUCAUUUUAGGAGAGGCCCGAGCCCAUCCUUCCUUGCUUGACUUGAUAGAGUAUCACAAGAAGGUUGGCAUCAUACCUUUCAUGGAGCUUCUCACAGCUCCCUGUGGACAGAGAAGCAAUGAGGAGCCGGAUUACGAAGAGCUCAAGAACCUGUUACUGAUUCCCUCAUCCCUGGCUGCUGGAGAAGAUUCUGAGCCUCCUGUCCGUCUAGAACUUCUCAAACUCUUUGCGCCUCCGGAUCAGAACCAGACGCUAGAAAGACAGGUGCCACCAGUGUUGAAAAAGAUCUCUGAGAAGAAACUAAAGACAGAAGCAAAGGAGACCCAGCGGAACUGUUCCGAGGAUCAUGAAGAGAGCAGUAACAGACGGCACUUCCCUCGGCUCUACCCUUCCAUACGCUUAGCCAUGAGGGAGAUCCAGCAAGUACAGCAGCACUUUUCAGAAUGUCCAAAGGAUUAAGACAUGCAUUCAGGAUCACCUGCUUUCCAUAAUAAUAAAUAAAGAAUAAUUUGACAAAGAAGAGUGCAUCAGACUUCUGAACACGAUGGGGAAUAUUAGGAUGGGAACAUUUAUUUAUUGAUAAAUAAUUCAACAUUUUUAAAAAUAAUCUGGAUAUCUUGAAUGGUGUCUACAUUAUUAGUAAGUGAAUUAGACACUUAGUGAAUGGUGUUUUAGAAUAUUAAUGGGUUUGAAUGAUUUGUAUUAAAGACUGAUGUGUAGCAACUGUAUAUAACUGCGUCAUAUUUGAGUUUAAUUGUGUAUAUAUUUUUAUUAAGUUACAA
Polyodon spathula (Mississippi paddlefish) is the source of this 3824-nucleotide messenger RNA. Its product is annotated as myosin-IIIb-like. Gene Ontology annotation, molecular function: cytoskeletal motor activity; protein binding; ATP binding. Gene Ontology annotation, cellular component: myosin complex. NCBI's taxonomy places the organism in Eukaryota, Metazoa, Chordata, Actinopteri, Acipenseriformes, Polyodontidae. The coding region runs from base 313 to 3501 and encodes 1062 amino acids. The transcript is spliced from 30 exons. The record is from RefSeq and is a predicted model, not a curated record.